GUUAUCUAUCUUUGUUUUCCUUCAGUCACUCAGGAAAGUACCAGCCCGACCUGCCUCCUGUCCUGGACAGCUACAGAGGAACACAGAGCAGAACACAGACAUAAAGACGUCCUCGUCGGAUACAGACGCAACACACACACAGCAGUGUUCUGAGGUUUCACAGCAGAGGAAGCCAAGAGGACAAACACACACAGCGGCUCCAUCUCUCUCUCUUCCUGCACGCCCUCUGCUGCAUCUCAGGGGACUGAGGUUGCUCUACCCGAGCCUCCCCCCCCCCCCCCCCCCCCCCCCCCACGGCCGGACAUUGCAGAUUGAUGAUGCCGCAGCAGUCAAUGGAUCGCUGUGAGGUUUCAGAGAACUACCACCAUCAUAGCCCGGGGGUCCAGGGGAGCCAGCGGCGCCUGGUCAGUGGACUCCUUCUCUGGGUCGGUCUCCUCACCGUCAGCCACGUGGUCUCCAUCACCCUACUCGUCAUCACCAGGCCACACGCACUGCCUCUGCCAGAAAUAGUUUCAGCUCCAAAACCCACAGCAGACUCAUCUCUGAGCAUAACCCUGGAGCCACAAAGAGUGCCAUGGCAAAUGCUCACCUUCGAACCCACAAGUAUAGAUGAUAAUGAUGUCUCGGUGGCGAGAAGUGGGAUCAAGUGGAAGACGCAGUCCAAGGCAAAUAAUUUUGUCUCCCUAAAGGGCGGAUCCCUGACCAUCAACCAGGAUGGUUGUUACUUCCUGUAUCUUCAGGUGACUCUGGAGACACCAGAGGUGUCUGGACAGCACAUAGUGAGAGUGAACAAGCCCAACAGUGUCCUGCUGGAAGUAAGGAUGAACAACACCUCCCUCAGCACAGGGUUCCUGGGCAGGGCUGUGGAUCUAGCAGCCUCUGACACCCUCACAGUCACUGUCUCCCCUGGUGCCAGGAUCAACACCACCUACACCGCCACAUACCUGGGCAUCAUAGGUCCAAAAUUAUAUCUGUAGAUUCUAUAGGAUAUAGACACUCCUGUCUUCAUAGACACAUGCUGGGGGCUAGAUCUGGGAGUCAUUUGGUAGGGGUUGAUUGAAUAGAUCCUGGGGAUCUGGAGUUAACUGGGAUCAACCCAUCAUCCCACCACCUGUUAGAGAGAUGGAGUAGUGGGGAAGAUCAUGUGGGAGACACCGUAUAUUUGACUGAAACUGAUUCAGUCCGACUCCCUGCUCAUCACAGAAGAUUAUUCCACUCCUUUAUACUCUACCUAGCCUUCCAACUGGUUUUGAGCUGCAAGGAUUUUAUUUCCAGAAUUCUACAGAUUUUUUUAUUCGAUUUUUAUUUAACCUAUAUUUAACUAGGCAAGUCAGUUAAGAACAAAUUCUUAUUUUCAAUGACGGCCAACCAAAAUGCAAAAGGCCUCCUGCAGGGAAGGGGGUUUAAAAAUGUAAUAUAAUAAUGCGUCUUGUAAUGUUGGAAAAAUAUGUUUAAAAGUAUUGGUCAUCAUGGGUUAUGGGUUGUACUGUUACUUUAGCAUGUUUCUCUCUUGGAUGAAGUAGCACUAUUUUUAUCGCUCAUGAUUAUAGUUAGUAUGUUUUUCCAGUAAAUAUUGUUUUUUAAGCUAUGAAUGAAGGGAUUGUCUUGUCAAGUCAUGUGCACAGGGUUGUUGAGAGAAUGCACAGUAUCAACAUAUCUUUAAUGAUUACUUUAAUAUUUGCGUACUGCUUUGUAUUUAAAAUAUUAUUUUUAAAAUAUAUUUAUGUCUUAUUACAAUAUUAUCUUAUUAUUAUUUUCUUAUUUAUUUUCUAUAUCUAUUUUGAAGGACAUGUUGAGUAUGUUGUAGGAUGAGAUGUAGAGAUAAUCAAUGAAUGUAUGUCACUAACCAGGUUUCCAUUCAAUCGUUUUAUGCGAGUAAAGUACGUCAUGCUAACCAGGUUUCCAUUCAAUCGUUUUAUGCGAGUAAAGUACGUCAGGUAAAACAUUUAAUGACGGGCCUGAUGGAAACAGAAAAUGUUUCGGUAAACCUUCCAAAUGUAGACAAAACAAAGUACGCUAUACAAGGUGGGAUCUUUUUGUGUCGGUAAAAUUAGUUAUGCGAGAAAUGGCAGUGGAAACACCUUUAUGCGCAAAUAUUGAUGUAAUAACCAUUAUAUCGAAGUAAACUUGGAGUCAUGCCAUGAUAAAUGGUGUGGUUCUCCCACUACGACUCGGGAAAGCAUGCAGUUCAUUAGGCUACAGAUUAAAUACAUUAUGAUGAACUUCACAGGGUGGUGAAUGUGCAUGGUGAUGCUCCUUUCCAAUAAAUAUCGAGGGUCUUCUUCUGGUGACAUGAUGAUCGAUUCUUUUGACAAAUACAAAUAAUAUUGCUCUUAUCCAAUAACCGCAUAAUGUUGGUAGCCUACCGCACUGUAUCUGCGAGCUGUUGGCUAGAGCGCAUGUUCCAAGAUCAGAGUGCACAUUUCCUACUCCAUCAGUAGAGUUGAAAAUGUGAUGGAAACCCAUUUUCCAUUCGGUAGGCUACAUGGGAAUUUAACGGCAGAAGUUAUUUUUUAUCUGCACUACGUCCUCAAGCACAGCCUUUUACCCAUACAAAAAAGUAUGUUUGAUGGAAACAUCCCUGGCGGGGGAAUGCACAUAUCGUUUUAGCAGAUUUUAGAAUAUUAGCAUGAAAAUCUAUCGCAAAUUGGAUGGAAACCGACUUUAUAGCGCCAAAUAAACAAGAAAAAAAGGUACGUUGUUACGAAUUCCACAACUGAAGUUCCCGCUGGGAAACAGGAAUGCAAUCUAUUAUAAUAAGAAAGCACUGGAUUCUUUUUCUCUCCAAACAAAUAAAUGAAGUACAGUAUUUGACUUGUAUAUGGCUUUUAUUUCACCUUCAACUAUUGUUUGUCGAAGCCAAAAUUACAGAAAUGUGGACUAAUUCAUGACAUGUUGUGAAAUUAUAUGAAAAUAAAGCACAAAUAGAUUUAAGUCUAAUUGUGUCAUACCAACGCUGUGGGGGGUGAGAGCUAUUAUAAACAGAUGUGAAACCACCAGAUGUGAUUCAUUACCAACACAGUGAAAUAAGGGUCAAAUCGAACUACAGAUGUAGGAUCAUCAUUUGAUCCCCCUUUGCAGAAUAACUUGUAGUGUAUUUGAGGUUUAAAAAGGCUUCUAAAGUUUGUCAUUUCUACACUGAAAUUUCAGACUUGAUUUUCCAUUAAGAAAAAUGUAUCUACAGUGCAUUCAGAAAGUAUUCAGACCCCUGGACUUUUUCCACAUUUUGUUACAUUACAGCCUUAUUCUAAAAUUGAUGAAAUUGUUUUCCCCCUCAUCAAUCUACUGUCACGCCCUAACAAUAGAGAGCCCUCUGGGUUCUAGCGUUUGUAUUUCUAUGUUGGUGGUUUGUAUGGUUCCCAAUUAGAGGCCGCUGGUAAUUGUUGCCUCUAAUUGGGGAUCAUAUUUAGGUAGCCCUUUUUCCCAUCUGUGUUUGUUGGGAUAUUGUUUUGUGUGAGUGCAUUCUGCACCACAUAGUUCACAGUCGUUGUGUGUUUAUUGUUUUUUGUUUAUUGUUUUCACUGCAAAUAAAGAUGUGGAACUC
This is a messenger RNA of Oncorhynchus kisutch (coho salmon), 3544 nucleotides long. RefSeq lists its product as uncharacterized. The record is from RefSeq and is a predicted model, not a curated record. Gene Ontology annotation, cellular component: membrane. Bases 315 to 977 code for a protein of 220 amino acids. Gene Ontology annotation, biological process: immune response; T cell proliferation involved in immune response; tumor necrosis factor-mediated signaling pathway. Gene Ontology annotation, molecular function: tumor necrosis factor receptor binding. NCBI's taxonomy places the organism in Eukaryota, Metazoa, Chordata, Actinopteri, Salmoniformes, Salmonidae. The transcript has 4 exons.